AAAACAAAUAUUUAUUCUUCUGGAAAAGAAAAGGACACUAAAAAUAGCUUCUUUAAUGUAUCACCUUGUUCUGGACUUCGGAUAUUUUUUUAUCUAGUUCACUAACAACCUUGAUCUAUUUCUAUUUUUUCCAAUGAUUUUAUGAUCAGGUAUGAUGAAUUUUUUAAUCGAUAAAUCGCAGCUUCACAUUCAAAUAGAUGAAUUACUUCGAGACAGUUCAAUAGAUUUGUUAAGGCGCAACAGUAUUGUCAAGGUACCAAGUCAUUUGCUCCAGAAAUGUGCUGAUAAAAAGGUCUAUGAGCCGCAAAUAAUUUCGAUUGGUCCUUACCACCAUGGUAAAGAUCACUUGAAAGCAAUGGAGGAGUACAAAAUUCAUUGUCUGAGAAUGCUUCUUGAGCGAAGAGAAGAGAAAUCUGUGCAGCAAUAUGUAGAGGAAUUGAAGCGUAAUGAAGCAAGGACUCGAGAAUACUAUGCAAAAUCAAUUAAUAUUGACAAAGAUGCAUUUGUAAAAAUGAUGCUUCUUGAUGGAUGCUUCAUUGUGGAGCUUAUUCGCAAGUGGAAGAUUAAGGAAUUAAGAGAUGAAAACUAUCGUUUUCUUACACCAUUUAUUUUGAGAAGGGUAAUGCAUGAUUUGUUGCUAGUUGAGAAUCAACUUCCCUUCUUUAUACUCUUGAACUUGUUUAACAUGACUGUGAUGCCGAGUGAUCAAGGAGAAAGUUUCAUCUCUAUGGCUAUUACUUUCAUCUCUGAAAUGGAGCUAGUACUUGGAAAUCGAAUUUAUUCAUUUCCCUGUCAGGAAGAUACCAAGCAUCUACUGGGCUUACUACAUAGUAGCUGGUUUCCUUCACAAGAAAGGAAUACUAUGGCAGCUGCAAAUUCACCUGCAAGAACUCCAGCAUCUUCACUUCAUGCAUGUUUGAUAGAAGUUAGAUUCGUUACUGGAAUCAAUGACCCUGACCUAAGAAGUGGGAGAAAAAGUUGGCAAUUCAUACCUUCUGCAACCCAGCUUCAAGAUGCAGGGAUCCAGUUCAGGAAGACUGAAGAGAGAGAUACGAGGUUGUUUGCUAUAAAUUUUGACAAGGGGAUAAUGUGGAUUCCGCUGUUAGUAAUUAAUGGUGAUACGGAGUCUCUCCUUCGAAAUUUAGUUGCUUAUGAACAGAGCUACAAUGUCAUUUCUUCAAAAUUAGUCACCGACUAUAUUACUUGCAUGGAUUGCCUCAUCAACUCCAAAGAUGAUGUUGAAUUACUCUGUCAUAGGAAAAUCAUUGAAAAUCGUUUAGGUGAUCAUUUAGUAGUUGCUGACAUGUUUAACAGACUCCGCAACUCUCUUUUGAUCUCCAAAGAUGAGUUCUAUUACACAGAGAUGUUCAUGGAAGUGAACGAACAUUACAAGGAACCAUGGAAUUGGUGGAAGGCAAACUUAAGGCAGAAUUACUUCAACACUCCAUGGGCACUUAUUUCCUUUCUUGCUGCUGUUUUCUUGCUUGUACUUACUGUGAUACAAACUGUAUAUUCAGUUAUUUGACUGUCUCUAAUUAUCAGCAAGCACUGCAAAGCUCUUUUCGAGAUGAUGAGGCAUGCUGGGGUCACACACGUGGAAACAAUAUGGUCGCUAUCUUGCCAUGGGUAUGUUCACCAUUACUAAAUUUGCAAUAAGUGAAGCGUGAGACCUCACAUAAAAUUGUUUACCUAUU
This is a messenger RNA of Rubroshorea leprosula, 1694 nucleotides long. NCBI's taxonomy places the organism in Eukaryota, Viridiplantae, Streptophyta, Magnoliopsida, Malvales, Dipterocarpaceae. The record is from the annotation of a GenBank genome assembly.